This is a messenger RNA of Phlebotomus papatasi, 1067 nucleotides long. Its product is annotated as keratin, type I cytoskeletal 9-like. The transcript has 2 exons. NCBI's taxonomy places the organism in Eukaryota, Metazoa, Arthropoda, Insecta, Diptera, Psychodidae. The coding region runs from base 106 to 921 and encodes 271 amino acids. The record is from RefSeq and is a predicted model, not a curated record.
UGUGGUUCCAGUGGAGAAAGACAUUGAGGAAUAUUGUGUGGCAGUUUGGGUUUUUGGGGCUGCAAAAGUGUUCAAUAUAUUCUUUUGGAUUUUAAACGUGUCAGGAUGGUGAGGAAUUUCUGGGUGUGGCAAUUGCUGGCCGUGAGCCUUGUGAUCACGGUAUGCUAUGCCGGAGGACAUGGUGGAGGACAUGGUGGAGGACAUGGGGGUGGACAUGGAGGUGGUGGUGGAGGAGGACACAGCAGUAGCUUCGAUGAGGGUGGCGGAAGUGAACAUGGAAGUGAUCAUCACAGUGAACAUGGGUCCAAGGGGGGAAAGAAAUACGAUUCUGGACAUCAUUUUGAUAAGGGAGACAAGGGCAGUUAUGGCAAAGAGGAAGAAUCUGGACACCAUGGUGAGGAGGGUGGUCACAAAAAAUCCAGCUACGAUGAAGCUGGAGAACAUGGAUCUCACCAUGAGUCCAAAAAGGGCUCAAAAGGAGGUAAAUUCGGCCACAAGAAGGGACACAAGAAGGGUUCCGAAACCUCAGGAUAUCACCACAAAUCUGGAAAGGAUAACUACCAUAAGGAACACAAAUUCUACGAUGAUGCCCACAAUGAAGGCAAACACUCCAAACACGGUGGCUUCCAUGAGCAUCAUUCCAAGAAGGGUGGUGAUCACAAGAAGGGAGGCAAACACGACUCUGGCUUUGCCGAGGGACACAAGGGCAAGAAGGGACAUCACGAUAAGGGACACUACGAUGAUGGCCACAAAGGUUACAAGGGACAUCACGGACACGAAAGUCACCACUCUCACCAUGAAGAUUUCGGGAAGAAGGGUGGCUCUUCCGGCGGAAGUGAACACGGCUUCAGCUCUGGUCACGGAGGCGGCGGUGGUGGAGGACAUGGUGGCGGUCAUGGUGGUGGUCAUGGUCACCAUUAAGUCCAUCCUUCAGUGAAUCUCUCUUCAGAGAUUCACUGAAUCAUCGAGCAACAGACCUGAAACAAGCCUAGAGAGGAGUGAUAAUGUGAUUACCUGUAUUAUAUAGAUAGACCAAUUUUCUCUUUCCAAUAAAAUAAGUCAAUAAU